Molecule: messenger RNA, 2947 nt
Organism: Pelobates fuscus (common spadefoot toad)
Lineage: Eukaryota; Metazoa; Chordata; Amphibia; Anura; Pelobatidae
Gene: ACSL6
Product: acyl-CoA synthetase long chain family member 6
Exons: 21
Coding region: 220-2418 (732 amino acids)
Biological process (GO): long-chain fatty acid metabolic process
Cellular component (GO): endoplasmic reticulum; membrane
Molecular function (GO): long-chain fatty acid-CoA ligase activity
Source: RefSeq, a predicted model, not a curated record
GCAGCAGGAGUAUUAAUUUGAAAGGCAGAGCAUCAUCAUCCAUCCAUCCUGGGCUUUAAGGAAGCAGGAGGUCCCAGCAGAAAGGAAGCUAAAAAUACUGUCCUACCGCAUGACGCAAAACUAGCGUGCUUGCUGUGUGUGAUCCCGCCCGCUGCUCACUGCAGUGACUGUGCUGCGGUGCUCUGCUCCCUGUCUCCCCCUCUCCUCCUCCACUGGUCCAUGCUGCAGACACCGGCACAAGGAGACAUGCUUACAUUCCUCGUAGUGUCUGGUGGGUCCAUCUGGCUGCUGAUGGAGUUUGCCUUUUCGUUAUUUGAAAAGAUGCAGACACAAGAAUUCUUCCAGAUCUUGAGGUUCCCAGCAUUUGACGAUUUUGGCACUGCUUUGAAAAGUCUGCCUACAACUACUCUGAUAGGAAUAGGUGCUUGCGCUGCAAUAAUUACAUAUUGGCUAGCCACUCGGCCUAAACCAGUGGCACCACCAUGCAACCUUUUGAUGCAGUCUCAGGAAGUUGAGGGCAGUAAAGGUGCUCGCCGUUCCGUUUUAGGAGAUGGUCCUGAGCAACUUACACAUUAUUAUAAUGAUGCCAGGACCAUGUAUGAAGUAUUCAUGAGAGGAUUGCACAUUUCAGAAAAUGGUCCAUGUUUAGGAUCCAGAAAACCUAAUCAACCUUAUGAGUGGUUGACAUAUAAAGAGGUCUCAAACAGAGCGCAAUGCUUAGGAUCUGGAUUACUGCACCAUGGAUGUAAGCCUUCCCCUGACCAAUUUAUUGGAGUAUUUGCACAGAACCGUCCAGAGUGGAUUAUCUGUGAGCUUGCCUGUUACACAUAUUCUAUGGUGGUUGUACCCCUCUACGAUACACUGGGGCCCGGAGCUAUUCGAUACAUCAUCAACACAGCUGACAUUUCAACAGUCAUUUGUGACAAGCCAGAGAAAGCUAGGCUUCUCUUGGACCACAUAGAGAAAGGAGAGACACCUGGGCUCAAGUCAAUUGUUCUCAUGGACCCUAUAGAUGAACAAUUAGUGCAAAGAGGAAAUAGUUUUUCGGUGCGCAUUAACACGAUGAUGGAACUAGAGGAAUGUGGAGCAAGUUGCAAGAAACCGCCUGUGCCACCAAAACCAGAAGAUCUUUCAAUUGUGUGUUUCACCAGUGGAACCACAGGAAACCCUAAAGGUGCUAUGUUAACUCAUGGCAAUGUGGUGGCGGACUUUUCUGGCUUUUUAAAAGUGACAGAGAGUCAGUGGUGCCCAACAUCUGAGGAUGUACACAUUUCCUAUUUGCCUUUAGCACACAUGUUUGAGAGAAUGGUUCAGUCAGUAGUGUAUUGUCACGGCGGAAGAAUUGGGUUCUUUCAGGGUGACAUCCGUCUGUUAUCUGAUGACAUGAAGACUUUGAGGCCAACUAUCUUCCCUGUCGUACCAAGACUAUUAAACAGAAUGUAUGACAAGAUUUUUAGCCAGGCAAACACACCAGUUAAGCGCUGGAUACUUGAAUUUGCAUCUCGAAGGAAGGAAGCUGAAGUAAAGCGAGGCAUUAUAAGAAACAACAGCCUGUGGGAUAUACUGAUGUUUAAUAAAGUACAGGCAAGUCUUGGAGGACGUGUUAGGAUGAUUGUAACCGGAGCAGCUCCAGCAUCCCCCACGGUUUUAGCAUUCCUUCGAGCAGCCCUUGGAUGUCAGGUCUAUGAAGGUUACGGACAAACAGAAUGUACAGCUGGCUGCACAUUCACUACGCCUGGAGACUGGACAUCAGGGCAUGUUGGCGCACCACUACCAUGUAAUUACAUAAAACUUGUUGAUGUGACAGAUAUGAACUAUUUUGCUUUCAAAGGAGAAGGAGAGAUAUGCGUCAAAGGACCCAAUGUUUUUAAGGGGUACCUUAAAGACAAAGUAAAAACAGCUGAAGCAUUGGAUAAAGAUGGUUGGCUUUACACGGGAGAUGUCGGAAAAUGGUUGCCGAAUGGAACACUAAAAAUCAUAGACCGUAAAAAACACAUAUUCAAACUGGCACAAGGAGAGUACAUCGCACCAGAAAAAAUUGAGAACAUCUAUUUGCGCAGCGAGCCCGUAUCUCAAGUUUAUGUUCAUGGGGACAGCCUGCAGGCCUUCUUAGUGGGCAUAGUUGUCCCUGAUGUAGAAGUGAUGCCAGGAUGGGCCCAAAGGAAAGGAUUUGAGGGAUCAUAUACUGAACUCUGCCACAAUUUGGAUCUGAAAAAAGAAAUAAUGAACGACAUGGUGAGACUUGGAAAAGAGAGCGGUUUGCAUUCAUUUGAGCAGGUAAAAGCUAUUCACAUUCAUACAGAAAUGUUCACCGUCCAGAAUGGUUUAUUGACACCAACUUUUAAAGCAAAGCGGCCUGAACUGAGAGAUUUCUUCAAGCAAGAAAUCCAAGAACUUUACUCCAGUGUCUCCAUAUAGUGAACUACGGCAAAAAAUGCCCUAAUAAAGUUGGAAUUCUGCGUUCAACAUAAAGAGAAAGGAUUAAUUGUUUUAUUUUCUGGAUUUUAACUUCUGUAACCCAUUUAUUAUCUCAGUGCUUGGAAUGCAAAAUCAACCAAGUGAAAAUGAGAUGGUUAUAUUAACCAGAUUUGUAAUGACACUAUUAGCAGCAUGACAAUAUUUACAGUAUUUACACCCGAGCAAACUAAAAAUGAAAUACAGAUUGUACAGUAUGCCAGCCAGAUUCAAAAAGGACAUACUUUUUUUCUGGACAAUAUAUUUGAGAAAGAAACAGAGAAUACUAGAUUAAAUUAUAUAGGUGUGAAUGCACGGAACUGUGAAAAAAAGAAUGGAUUACUCUAUCUUCUGGAUUGCUAGGACAUUUCUGUCCUUUUUAUAUUGUAUUUCAUAUUGUCAGCUGUACAGAUUUAAAAAAAAAAAUUAAUAAUUUCCAAUAAAAAAAAAAGUACGCCUGGCCUAAAUAACAGGGUUUUUUGUGUAUUCUUGA